AUAAUCUUCGACGAGAAAACUACAUUACAUUGAUGAAGUGGAAGCACGAUAAAGAAUUGGUUUUUGUCAAUUGAAUGGCAGACCAAUGGCUUCAUCACUUCAGAUUUACGAGUGUCGUGAAAAAUGUUUGAAUUGAAGUAUUCUUUCAAAUAUUUGGUUGAAAUGGUGGAGAGUAUGAUCGGCAAAGAGAGCACAAAUUUCUACCUUGGUGAAACUGAUUUCUGUGAGGCAGACUCGGUUGAUGGGCCAUUCGAUGCAGGUUAUUCAUGGCUAUCAGACGACGAGCCAUCAAUGUUUAUCAAAAGAAUUGACUCGGACUUAAUCAUUUAUGAACCUAAGACCAGAAAAGCUAAAAUUAUUGGCAAGUAUUUAAUGGGAGAUAUGUUAGGAGAGGGAUCAUACGGUAGAGUUAAAGAAAUUUUAGAUAUGGAAACGUUAAAAAGACGAGCUGUCAAAAUAAUGAAGAAAAGGAGAUUAAGGCGUAUACCAAAUGGUGAAGAAAAUGUUCAAAGGGAGCUGCGACUAUUGAGAAGACUGAAACACAAGAAUAUCAUUGAGCUUAUUGAAGUGAUCUAUAACAUAGAGAAAGAAAAAUUAUAUAUGAUACUUGAAUAUUGUGUUGGGGAAUUACAAGAAAUGCUGGACAAGACUGAAAAUCAUAAAUUUCCAAUUUGGCAAGCGCAUGGGUACUUUGUUCAACUGGUGGAUGGUUUAGAAUACCUUCAUGGCCAAGGUAUUAUUCAUAAAGAUAUUAAACCCAGCAAUCUUCUUUUAACAACUGAUGGUACAUUAAAGAUUAGUGACUUUGGUGUUGCUGAGAGGUUAGACAUGUUUUCUCCUGAUGAUACGUGUAAAACAAGUCAAGGAUCACCCGCUUUCCAACCACCAGAAGUCGCUAAUGGACUGGAAUCAUUUUCUGGCUACAAAUUGGAUAUUUGGGCAUCUGGUGUAACACUUUACAACAUUACUACUGGUCUCUAUCCAUUUGAAGCUGACAACAUUUAUAAAUUGUUUGAAUGUAUUGGUAAAGGAGAGUUCACUAUACCGAAAGACAUUGACUCCAGUUUAGAAAGUUUGCUAUGUGGAAUGCUCAAACGUGAUUUAUUUGAAAGAUUUUCGUUACAGGAAAUUCGACAACACAAUUGGUUUAAAAAAAAACAUUCCAUUAUUGGUGAAUGUGUACGAAUACCACCUUUACAAAAUGGUGAUCCAUAUCGUAGUAUGAGUGUUAUGCCUUAUCUACAAGACUUACAUAGUACAGAAAGUGAAGCAACUUCAGUGGAAAUUGAAGGUGAUUCAAACAAGUGUUCCCUUUCAUGCUCAAAAGAAGAUGUGGUUGUUGCUGAAAACAUCGAGUCAAAACAACUUUCAAAGAAGAAAAAAUCAAAGCAGAAAAUUGUAUCUUGUAAACAACAAUAAUCAUUUCUCAGUAAAUAUUUUAUAAACUAUGUGCAUUAACACUGAUAAUUUAAACUAUAAGAAUUUUCCCAGUUUUAAUGUAAAUACAGUCCAUAAAUUUCAUUAUUUAUUAUGAUGUAAGAUCUGCAAGAUCUUUUUCAAAUAAUAUUUCAUUAUAUUCGGUAUCAGUUACUACUCGCAACGCUUGUAGUUCUAAACGUCUGAAUAAAAAAAUGAAAUGUUUGUUA
Messenger RNA from Xenia sp. Carnegie-2017, 1646 nucleotides. Its product is annotated as serine/threonine-protein kinase STK11-like. The transcript is spliced from 10 exons. The record is from RefSeq and is a predicted model, not a curated record. Gene Ontology annotation, biological process: establishment of cell polarity; intracellular signal transduction; glucose homeostasis. NCBI's taxonomy places the organism in Eukaryota, Metazoa, Cnidaria, Anthozoa, Malacalcyonacea, Xeniidae. The coding region runs from base 124 to 1419 and encodes 431 amino acids. Gene Ontology annotation, cellular component: cytoplasm. Gene Ontology annotation, molecular function: ATP binding; protein kinase activator activity; protein serine/threonine kinase activity.